Messenger RNA from Eublepharis macularius, 7480 nucleotides. It is a transcript of the gene PHRF1, whose product is annotated as PHD and ring finger domains 1. Lineage: Eukaryota; Metazoa; Chordata; Lepidosauria; Squamata; Eublepharidae. The record is from RefSeq and is a predicted model, not a curated record. The coding region runs from base 251 to 5218 and encodes 1655 amino acids. The transcript is spliced from 18 exons.
GGCGUUCUGGGCCUUCUCAGCCUCCUGGCGAGGCGGGUGUCUCGGUCCCUUCCCUGCGGGCCCCUCGCUUACAAAAAGUAGCCGGCGUUCCUUUCCUAGCCUCGCGGGUCGUCCUCCUCCGGACGCUGGAUUGGACUGACGGGUCUGCGGCGGCUGUGGACGGCUCCCGGAGCUUCCUUGCCAGGGGGCUGCCUGGAGAUAUUUAUUUUCAGCUUGCUUCUUGCAGGGAGCCAAUUCCAAAUGCCCUGUAAUGGAUGAUGACAGUCAGGAUGAACUCAUAAACAAGAAUGCUGCAGUAAGCAAAGUCAAAAGAACAAAUGCACUGCUCUUCAGUGAUGCAGAUAGCAGUGAUGGAAAUAGCGGGGACUCAGAUAAUACAGGCAGCGAGGAAGAAGGUGAUACUGAUGAAGAUGCAGGUGAAGAGGAUGAAGAAGGUGAAGAUGAAGAUUUAGAAGAUUCUGACGAAGAUGAGGAUGAAGAUGAGGAGGAUGAAAUGGAAAUUUGUUCUGAGCAAUCAACCCAUUUGGUGAAGGAGAAGCUGCAGCUUAAUGAAGGAGGUGGUUCUUCUUCUGAUGAAGAUGCUGAAAGCUGCCCAAUAUGCCUCAAUAGAUUCAGAGAUCAGGCAGUUGGAACACCUGAGAACUGUGCCCAUUACUUCUGCUUGGAUUGCAUUGUAGAGUGGUCUAAAAAUGCCAACUCUUGUCCAGUGGAUCGAAUCCUCUUUAAAUCUAUCUGCAUUCGAGUGCGUUUUGGGGGAGAAGUCUUGAAAAAAAUUCCUGUUGAGAAUACAAAAUCUCAGAAAAAUGAACUGGAGGAUGAUCCAACCUUUUGUGAGGUGUGUGGCAGGAGUGACAGAGAAGAUCGCCUGUUGCUGUGUGAUGGUUGUGAUGCGGGAUACCAUAUGGAAUGCCUUAAUCCACCUCUGAGUGAGGUACCUGUGGAUGAGUGGUUCUGUCCGCCUUGUGCACCAGCUAAUAUGGCACCUGCUGAUACUGAAACAGAUCGUGUAAGUGAAGAGGAAGUUGCUGCCCUCAUAGCUGAUGUUAUCCCCACCACUAGUAGACUGCGUCCCAGUGUCCGAACUCGAGCAAUAGCUAGAACUCGCCAGAGUGAACGUGUGCGAGCAACGGUGAACAGAAAUCGGAUAACGACUGCCCAGCAAAUUCAGCAUGUGCCAAGGUACCUUAUGUCUUCCUUUCUUGAUGAAGCAAUUGAGGCAGUUGCAGCAGGGCUGAGCACAGCAGUGUACCAGAGACCGUUGAAUCCUCGGCCCACCACCAAGAAGAAACGAAAAGGCGGGAGAAGAAAGAGAGUGGCAGGUAAAAAGACUCAUACAAAAUCAUCUGCUGGUAAAAAGAGCGCUGGAACAUGGAUAAAGAGACGCCGGCAUCGAGCAAGGAAGAGAAAGAGGGAAAAAAUAAAACUAAAAACUGACGUGACUGUUCGUUCCCGAAUUGCCAAAACUCUUCAUCUUGGCAAGCCUGUACAUGGCAUGUCCAUUCCUUCUGUGUACAAACCAGUGGAACCCUCGCUUGGCCUUAUGAGAGCAGAUAUUGGAGCAGCAUCCCUCUCUGUUUUUGGAGACCCUUUUGAGCUGGACCCAUAUAACAGUAAUGAAGAGCUUCCAGUAAACUCAGCCUCACCUGUGAGCAUCAAAAGGAGAGUCCUUUCUCAGUCAGCACUUCGAUCUCAUCGCCCUGUUGCUAGGCCAGUCGCUGUGGGGCUUCCUGGGAGGAGUGUGCCAGCCUUGAUGCCUGAGCCUGAAGCUGAACCAGCACCUGUGCCUGACCUGUUGGGGAGCAUCUUGUCUGGACAAAGUCUUCUUAUGAUGAGUGGUUCUGAUGUUGUAAUUAAUAGAGAUGGUUCUUUAACUGCAAAGAAAACAGUCCCAUUGCUGCAAGGCAAUUCAAGAGUUGAGGAAAGCUUGGAAGGCAUCGCCCAGCCUGAUGCAGCAUGUUUGGGGACUGCAGUUAAUAAUUCUGGUGCUGAAUCUUUGAUUUCUUCACAACUGAAUCCUAACUCCAGAUCUACCAUUUCAACUACUUGUUUCUCAUCCUCACCUUUGUUGAACAUAGCAAACAAACUAACAAGUCCAUUGCAGACUACAACUGGAAGAGUACCUGUUCGAUUUGAAUAUUCAAUGACUCCAAGGUCUGUUCAGACACAGAAUCUAGCAAAUUUGAAUAGAUGUGGUCCCAAACUGGGUGAAGUAUUCAGAUUUAAUGGCAGUUCUAAACUUCAUGUGGCUCCACAUUCUGCAUCUUCCAAAACAUUGCACAGUACCAUCAGUUCAGUUUCAAAAACUGUACCUGUGAGGCAGCCUCUAAAACCUGCUCCUAAAAGACUUGAUAUCUCUGAACUUCCCAGGAUACCAAAGAUUAAAAAGGAAGCAAAUAGUGGGCAUUUGGAAUCACAGUCUGCCAGUAAUCGAUGUGGUGACAUUCCUAGUUCCUGCAUAACACAGUUGACUGGUAAAGGCAGUACAAACCAGCCAGUCAGAGGUAACAUGGAAAGCAGUGCAUCAUGUGCUACUCAGAGGAAAGCACAUUCAAGUGGAGGUUCUCCUACUGUAAAUGCUGUUGCCCGUGGCGCUUCCUCAGUUCCAUCAUCAAGAGGGAAAACUGGAAGCUCUUCCUUUGAGAGCUUUAAAAUCAACAUCCCUGGAAAUGUUGGGCAUUCCAGCAGGUUGUCUAAUCCUGGAUUUUGCAAUACUUUUCGACCUGUUGACAAUAAAGUGCAACAGAAAGAGAAUCCUUCUCCACUCUUUUCUCUGAAAAAAACAAAACCAAUCAAAAGUGAAAUAUAUGAUCCUUUUGAUCCAACAGGUUCUGAUUCGAGCUCUACAAAUAGCAGUCCUGAAAGGUUGCCUCUUACCAACAUCACCAGAACAAUAUCCAUAGCAAGUCCAAAAGUGCAGACGUUCCAAACAGUGCGUCGUAUUACCCCUUACACACUGGAAAAUAUCUUUGGAUCAGGAGCUGAAUCAUCUGAUGUGCCAUCAAGUAAUGCAGAGUCUUAUGAUGAUGCAGUGAGUAAAGAGAAGCUUGUGGAACAGGUCUCUGAUACAGAACAACAAAAAAUUGAUGAGGAUGAUUUAUCGAGUACACCCUGUACUUCAUCUGCUAUCAUGCAGGAAAUUACUUAUAUAGAGCAUUUAAAUAAAGAAAGCUCUAGGAUAGGUUUUGAGGAUGAUCAGGGUAUAUCUAGAGUGAAAAUGGACUUAGACAGUCCUACAAGUGAGAAUGAGCAGCAAAAUAUACCUAAAAAUGAACAAUCUGAGAAACUGUCAUUAUCAUGCUCCCCAACAAAUUCCAGUUCUCUGAAGAAAUUAAAACACAAAAAGACAGCUGUAAAAGAAUACAUGUCCACCAAGUCGAGAUCUAGAUCGAGGACACAUUCAAGGGACAGAAGCUCAAGAUCUACUUCCCGAUCUGGCGAAGAAAGCAGAAGCCAGAGGAUUAAAUCAAAGGUCAGGCAGUCAUCAAGUGACUACUCCAGCAGUUGUGAGCAAUCAAAAAAAAAGAAAGCAAAAGAUAAAAGUAAAGACAAAAAAGCAAAGAGCUCCUGGCCAAAAGAACGCAAGAGGUCUAGAUCACGGUCUGCUAGUCCAGGUAAUUCUUCUUUUGAAUGCUAUGGAAGCAGAAAGAAAAAAAAGCAUUCUUCUUCUAGAACAAGAGGACGAGAGUGUUCUCUUUCAGGCAGCGCUGAGAGAAUUAAAAAGAAGAAGCACCGAAGAGGGAGGAGCUGUGACAGAUACGAAAAGGAGAGGUCCUCAAGAUCCCGAGAGAGGAAAAGAUCAAGAUCCAGGUCUCUGGAAAGACGAAAAAAGAAAUCAAGGUCACCUUCACCAUCAAGAUUCAGAGAGCAUAAAGGAACUAAAUCUAAGGAAAAACAAUUGCGAUCUAGGUCACGGUCCAGAGAAAGAAAACGCAAGCCAAAAGAGGUGUUGUUACCUCCUCAAGAGAAGGACCAGAGAUCUUCAGGUGACAACCUGGACAGGUCUCUUGAACAUGCUCCUCCUCUGUUACAAGAGCUAGAAGAUACAGUGCAAGGACCUUUGAAUAUUCAUGUAGACCUGAUCCCUCCACAGGAUAUUAGUGUAAAAGGUAACCUAAUAGAAGCUGAUUUAGAAGAACCCAUUGCAGUGGAGCAAGUCUGUGAGAAACUGAUCACCAAAGCAGUUCCAUCUCAGCUGGAAUGCACAGGUUCUCAAACAUUAAGUGAGAGUGUAAAUUCAUCCUCCAAGAAGGAAGUGACAACAGGUGAUGAAUCACCAGAAUUUAGCAGACAGAAUUAUGAGACACCAGAGGAAAUUGCAGUCAAGAAAGAUGAUGUAUGUCCAUUUUUAACAGAUACUCUUCUAGAUGGGGAGGAACUUAUGCAAGAUUGUGAUGAAGCAACACCAACCCAAGUUUCAGCUGAAAUGAAAACAGCAACAGAGGCUGAAGAUGUUGGCCUUGUGUUAGAUGAGAAAGCAGCAGAUGUAAAUAAACCUGAACUAGAGGCAGUAGGCCAAGGCCCUAUGUUGAAAUCUAAAGCAUUAGUAAAAAGGGUUACAUGGAAUCUACAAGAGAAAGGGAGUGAUACAGUAACUGUGGACAAAACACCAAGAGUGCCAUUCUGCAGACAGCAGAGAAUGAAAGAAGGGGUCUGGAAAGCAGAGGAUUUGACCCAAACGUUAAAUCAGGUUUACAACCAAGACCUACCUUUGACAGCACCUCUGGCCUCAAGUCUGCCACCGUAUGCACCUGUCAGCCAGCCCACUGUUCAGUUCAUCAUGCAAGGGAGCCUUCCUUUGCUUAGCUGUGUGGCUGGACAGGGGCUGACUCCAGAGGCUGGCAAUCUCACUACAGCCUCAGAGCCAGGAAUUCAAGCAGCUUCCACAGGAGAUACAGAAGAAGAUAAAGUCAAAGCUCCUAAAUCUCCACUGGAGAAGACAAAAAAUGAAGAGUACAUGAAGAAGCUUCAUAUGCAAGAGAGAGCUGUGGAAGAAGUGAAACUUGCAAUCAAGCCCUUUUACCAGAAGAGAGAGAUCACGAAGGAGGAAUACAAAGAUAUCCUUCGGAAAGCAGUGCAAAAGAUCUGUCAUAGCAAAAGUGGUGAAAUCAAUCCUGUGAAGGUGGCUAAUCUUGUAAAGGCUUAUGUUGAGAAGUACAAACAUAUGAGGAAGCACAAGAAGACUGAUACUGAAGAAGAGCCUCGGGAACUUGGGAACUGAGAAGCUGAGACUUCAGGUGAAACAGUGGAGAUGCUUCUCAUCAAGGAAUUUUUCUUCCACAGAAAGAUGGAGAUACGCAGUUGCAUGUUAUGGAACACCCUUCCUCCCCCAAAAAACACUGGAUGCAAUGGGAUCUGCCUGCAGGAUAACAUGUUUUCACAGAGGACUAGAAUCUCCUCUUAAAUUUCACUGCAAUUCAAGAGCCAAAAUAUGUCAGCACAUCCCCCUUUAACUUGUGGAGUAGGUUUGGACAAAGAGAACUCUGUGUGUGUACAUAUGUAGGGGAGUGCCCUGUUUUCAUGGUUUAGGUUUAUCACUUUUUUGGGAGGGGGUCUGUGCAUCUGUCCUGCUCACAGGUGAAAGAAAACAUUUUUAUAUACUGUAUGCAGCAAUGUGUGCUGUUCCCAUUGUGUUCUUAUUUAUCAAAAAUACAGAUUCUUUAAAGAUUUCUCUGAAAUUGGUUUAAUACUUGAACUAUGGCAUUUUUGGCCUGUUCAGUUAGAGAAACUUUGAUUUAAUCUGUCAUAUGGGAAAUGAAGACACGCACUUAGACUUUAUGAAUUUUCUUCAGAAAAUAUUGCUCCUCAAGUGGCAUUUAUUUACCCUGUUAAAUUAACUUGAUGAGGAUCUCCAGAUGGGAUUUGUGGGGGUCUCAUGGCAGGAGAACUGAACUAAGUUGCACUUCCUGUGAAUAAUGUCCUGAAAGUUGGUUUUGAGUUGUUUUGCAUUGAACGAAGCUGCCUUUCACUGGCUGGGGGAUGGGUGGGGGGAAACACAGAUUGCGAAUUUUCAGUGGCAAAUCCAAGGAAUGCAAGAGAAGGAUGUAAAAAGCAGAAAUGUGACAAUUUAUAAAAUUAUUUUGAAUUGUUUUAGUCCCUGUAGGAGGUGUCAUUUGUUCUUGGGGUGGCAUGUAUGUACAUUGUCUGACUCUGGUUUGUGGUAAUCUAGACAGGGCAAAGUAUUUAUUUUUACAAAUGCUCAUGACAGACAUGCAGUUAAUUGAGUCUUGUAGGGCAGGGAAUGAGCCAUGGGACAUUGUGCACUCUCCCUUUUGGGUUUUUCUUUAGGUGCAUUUGUUAGUGUGAGCUUAAAUACACAUAGGAUGCUCUUAAAUUCCCUUGGAGACCCUGAUUACAAUCUGAUUGUCGAAGAGGUUGUAAGAGCAUCCCCAAGCUCAGUUUAACCUGAUUUGGUAAUAGUGAUAUGGGAUGGUGAAUAUAAGUACAGACGGAUGAAUGGGGAAGUCAUGUCUAAUCACAUGGCUUUGCUUCCAAUCUCCAGUGCACUAACCCUGCCUCUGUUCCAUCUUGAUUUAUGCUGUCCCCCCACCCCACCCCAAUACUGUUAAAUUGGGCUUCUGCUCAUCUGUCUUGCAAAGCACAGACUAGCUGCCUGACACAGGUAGUUUCUGACAGCUGUAUUUUAAAACUGUAAGCUAGGGACAAAAAGGAGGCUCAGCUAACCAAAAUAGUACAUAAUGGAAUCACAAGAUCUUCUCUACAACAGAAUGCGACUACUAAUUUUAUUUAAUUAAAACAUUUAUACUGCACCUUUCCCCAUGGCUCAAGGUUGCUUGCAAUACAUGAUUAAAAGUGUUCAAAUGACAGUUCAAGCCCAGUUAACCCCCAGACUAAUAAAAAUCUUUCAAACAGCUCCAUCAGGAGAGCAAUAUUCUUUACCUGUCAACAGAUUUUACUGUAAACUGCUUUAAGACCCAACUGAAAUAGUAUACAAUACUAUAAAUUGAAUGUUAACAUUUGCAGCAAAUUACCUCAAGCUUCCAUAAAUCUUGGCAGUAGGAAUGUAGACUUAGGGGUGGGGAGUCAGAGAUUUUAUAAAUAAAAAAUAUUAAGUCAUCUAACUACCCAAAAGGGAAUUUAGCCAAUUCAAAGGCUGCUACUGUUGCACCACCCAACUCAUUCCUCCUGUUGCUGAACAGUUUUCUUCACAUUUGGUGGUCAUUAACCAUGAUUUUGCACUACUGCAGGUGCUGCAGUGGCUACAGCUUUACAUAGUACUGCAAUGGACUGAUUUAGUAUUUAGUAUUUUCUUCAUUUAUAACUAACCUUUCUCCCCAAUGGGAAAUAAGCAUUCUCCAAACAAACAACCCUUUGGUUUAAGAGAAGAGUUAAGCUGCUUCAAAGUUAACUAGUGUUCCAAAAGGUAUAGAAGUUGUAAACUAACUUCCAUACUAUGUAAACAAUAUGCACCUUGCAUAGUCUCAAGUAUUGUACUAAUUUACAAAUUAAACCUAUACAUCCA